This is a messenger RNA of Exophiala spinifera, 1194 nucleotides long. RefSeq lists its product as uncharacterized. Gene Ontology annotation, cellular component: nuclear membrane complex Bqt3-Bqt4. The record is from RefSeq and is a predicted model, not a curated record. Gene Ontology annotation, molecular function: DNA binding. Lineage: Eukaryota; Fungi; Ascomycota; Eurotiomycetes; Chaetothyriales; Herpotrichiellaceae. Bases 1 to 1194 code for a protein of 397 amino acids. Gene Ontology annotation, biological process: mitotic telomere tethering at nuclear periphery; meiotic attachment of telomere to nuclear envelope. The transcript is spliced from 4 exons.
AUGCGAUCCCUUCCCGACAAGCGCAACCCUCUUAUUGCGCAGGGCGCAGCCCCUUCAUAUGACGAAUUACUCGGUCGCCGAAGGCUGGGGAAGACGAAGCUCACUGUUAAGCCCGGCCAAAUAGGCACCUCGAAUGCGACCAAGGCGGAAAACCUUGGACCGUUCGAAUAUGCUCAUCUACGAGCUCCUCUGCCGGAUGACCUUAGUGGUUCCGAGAUAUUCGCGCCUCAGAAUGGCCAGGCUGCGCCCGAGACAUACUUUCUCAUGAGGAGAAGUAAGGAUGGCUUUGUGAGCGCAACCGGCAUGUUCAAGAUCGCAUUUCCCUGGGCUACCCACGCGGAAGAGAAGACCGAGCGUGACUAUCUGAAGGCGCUUGACUCCACGAGCCAGGACGAAAUCGCUGGUAAUGUCUGGGUUGCGCCUCAAUUUGCACUAGGCUUGGCCUCUGAGUACGGCCUUACAGACUGGAUUCGAGCAUUGCUCGAUCCCGCCGAGAUUACGCAGACCCCAUCAAGCUCCAAAAAGCCGAUUGCCGCACCGCCGAAAUUUGAUCUGCCUAGCGACAAGACAAAGCUGCCGGCUCCGACAAAAACACCUCGGUCGAGGUCGACGAGGUCAUCGUCACCAGCGAAAGCCGCACCAGCAGCCACUCCCUCAAAGAAGACCAACGCUUCGCCUAAAAAACGUCAGACAAAGGCUCAGAAGGAAGCCGCCAUCGCGCAGGCCAAUGCUGCCAGUGCUUCACUGCAGUCGGCUUUGGAUGAUGCUGCGUCUGUUGCAGAGACGGAACCCAAGGCCGACUCACCUAAGGCGCCAGAGUCGUCAUCGAUACCUGCCGAGGAGACAGUAAAGGUCGAAGUCGAUCAGUCGGUCGAGGUUGAUGGAACGACCGAGACAACCCACACCAAUGUGACAAUAGAGAUGCCCGCAGGGUCGCCAGAACUUCCCCUCCCCGAGGACACCGAGAAGAUGCUGGAGACGGCCCGGAAGAUGGUAGAAGAGGCCAAGACCCUAGAGGGCUCCCCUAAGAUUGCACGGAAGCGAAAAGCUCAAGAUCCAGAGCCAUCAGACAUUGACGCAGAACUUCCCGCGCAACCUGCGAAGAAAGCACGAGUACUCGAAGAGAAGCUCAAGAGGGAAAAAGUGAGAACGAGAGCCGUCCUGGGAGUGACAGCGACUUUGGCUAUUGCGUAA